Molecule: messenger RNA, 7581 nt
Organism: Suillus subalutaceus
Lineage: Eukaryota; Fungi; Basidiomycota; Agaricomycetes; Boletales; Suillaceae
Product: armadillo-type protein
Exons: 29
Coding region: 1-7581 (2526 amino acids)
Biological process (GO): regulation of translation; cellular response to amino acid starvation
Cellular component (GO): cytosol
Molecular function (GO): protein kinase regulator activity
Source: RefSeq, a predicted model, not a curated record
AUGGAUGGUGAGGAUACGAGCGGACAAUCAUGGACCAGAGAUCUUGUACUGGAGGACUGGCAAAAGGCUAUGCAAAUUGCUCAGGGAAGACUGUUAACCAGCAGUACCAGAAUUCGCCUGCAAUUCUUACAGGAUGAACUUAUAUGGCUUGCGACCAACGGAGGAUUGAGCCUAAGGCAGAUCAUGGAUGUUUUUAAACUCCUGACGCAAACAUACCCCCGAUACGUUGAUGGCGCUUCCCGCGAUGCCGUCGAGGAAGUGGGAAUGACGUUGAUUGAGAAGGAUGAGACAGCUGAUGCUGACCAAAAGUUGGGAGUCACAGAGCAAGUUCUAGGAUGGCUUGCGAACGAAGUAUCCCACAUAGCUAAGCGUGGUUCACCAAGCACAUACGCGCCUGCAGAUAUCUUCGUUCUCUUAAGCUGGGCAUGCGGGCUUUAUGCGACGUGUCUGCGGUCUUCUCCUGGCUUUACGUCUUCCCCUCAGUGGAACGUGCUCGUCGAGAUCUUCGCAACACUUCUUGAUAUGCAACUUAACCGCUCUACGCGAACAAAACCAACUAUGCAAAAAAGUGCAUUUGUCCGUACACGCAGAGCCCUUCGGUCUGCACCGGAAAAGCUUCCCGCACUCAUGGCGACACUCGUAGCGCAAGCAAAAUCUAGCCAAAUUCCCCUCAUACAGAUUCCUUUGCUGAGUACUGCUGUGGAUGUGACACUUCGUCUGAAAAAUGUGAAGGACGAAUCGUUCACCCAAAUUCCUUCUGCAAUCAAGAAUGACAUCCUCGAUCUUUAUACGACUUGCGUUGUGAUGUCCAAAAAUCCUGUUCCAUCGCACUCCUCUAGCGCGCUUCAUGAUUUCAUAGGGACCUGUGUAACCUCUAGCGAUCUAACAGCAAAUGUAUUGCCAACUAUGGAGAAGGCACUCUUACGAUCACCAGAAUAUUCACUAAGUGUAAUCGCAGAUUUUUUACUUGCGUACUCUCAUAACCUCGACUCCGCCACAUUCAAAAAACUCCUUACUGCUUCCCUUAACUCCGCCAAGUCUAACAACCCUGUCGUACGCACGAAUGCCACGGGACUAUUCAAGGUCCUGAUCUCCAAAGAUAUCGAUUCUACUAGCGUCGGUGCAGCCCUCACGGAUGUUUUGACACUGCCCAAGACUGGUAAAACUACAGGCCCAGAGCACCGACUUACGCUUUAUGCAAUGCUCGCCACGAUGCCACCAAGCGCUGACGUUUCGACCAUAGUCAUCCAGAAUGUACCUCAGCUGCUCGUGAAGGAAACGAAUGACGCGGCUGUUGGGGUGCUGGCAUCGAUCAUGGCGGCACAUCUUACUUUCGUCCUCAAGGCGAAUAUGGAAGUGCCUGCAGACGCGACGACUGUGAUUGCGAAGGAGAUGACCAACACAAAACCUGUCAUCAGGAAAGCUUUUGUAUCUAUCACCGGGUCGGCACUCUGGAACGUUGACGCGGUCGACACCGACGCUGUUUUGGCUUUUUCAACGGGCAUUACGAGUGCUCUUGAAACUAACCUAAAGGUUGUGAGUGCGAAUCCUCUAACUGCAGCAGUUGGUCCGUUGGAGGGGUAUGUUGCCCUUGCCCUGCUCAUGGGUCCCCUGACAAACACGGGGAAGUUCGGCGAUAUCAUAGCUCGCAACGUAUCUAUCGAAGCUCUGACCGGCACACAGGCCAAGCCAUCAUUCAUCAUCUCAGAUAAAAUAUAUCAAAAAUUGACUGACGUAGAAGACGAGCUAUGGCUUCUACGUGCCGCGAACCUAUCUCUUUUCCGCCUGAAGAACGAGCUGGCUAAAAGCGAUCAAUUACGGCCAUCAUCUGAAGUUCGCAGAGUAGCGAUUCAGACUAUCGAAGCAGCUGUUCAGUUACUUCCACAGCUUGUUAUUCCGAUCCUGCGUGAAGCGCUGACAGCUUCGUUGAUCAAAGAGAAGUCGGCUGCUGUCAAGAGCGCACCAGUGAAAGAAGAGACUGAAAAACCAGCUCCAGACAGUCGGCGAAGGUAUGCAGCAUUGCUACUGUGCUGCGGCUACAAGGAAGAAGCAGGUGCGGGCGAGAGAGACGAUCGACUACACAUCACUCUGCCGUUUGUGAGCUUCCUCGUCCCUGAUUCUACGACUGCCGCUGAACAUUCUGUAUCAGGUCCUCCAUCCCGCAUGCUAUGGAUCGAGUUGUGCCAGAAGGCUGGCGUGGACCCGCACAAUUUAAUCUCUCGUCGUGUUGACCGGGCGAUGUCGAGCAUUUUGACGGCAUCCACCAUCGAUUCGAAGUUUGGCUUUGCGGACGCGAGCUAUCAAGCAAUUAGCACAUUGGCGUUUGUAUGCCCCGAAAAUGUAUUACCGAAGAUCAUGGAGCAGUUACGUGCCGACACCGACCCUUCGACAAUCAAAGCACUGUCCGAGGCUGAGUUUGGUAUCUGGCAAACGCCGGAAGGCAUGACGUACGUAGAUGUUCUCUCCUCUCAGAAGGCCGAGGAAGGUCCCAAGAAAGGGAAAGACGCUGACAUUGCCCGUUGGGAGGCCGAGCUUCGUAAAUCGCUUGCGAACAAGAAGGGCGGUACAACAACUACGCUUUCGAAGCAAGCUCAAGCCCUCGUACAAGCACAGCUGGACAAGGAAGCAAUUGUGCGGCAGCGAGUUACCACUAUCAAACUCAAUCUGCAACGAGGGCUGUCGUACAUUCAGAGUUUAGCGUCAAUCAAUGUCCCCGAGUUGCGCAUGUAUGUUUCCUUCAUAUUAUCACUCUUGUUGGAGGGAGCUAUGGGCCAAGGAUCGAGGCUUGUCGGGUCGCAAGCUUUUGAUGCCUAUUUGGACCUCGCGAAGUGCUGUUCAGCACGUUUAGACACGUUCCACAAGUGGGUUGGUGUGGCGACAUUGCGAAGCCUUGGGAUAACAUCGGUGCCCGAAGAACUGCAGGCUGAACAACUUAGCUCUCUUGUGCUACGUGUUCUUUACCGUCUACGAUCGCUAUCGGAACAAGCUCCGUUUGAUGCCGCAACCUUUUCCUAUGCAUUCCCACUCCUUGCACAGGUGUUGCUGAAGGGUGGUGUAGACGCCGGCCAAGAUGACGGCGAUGAAGCACUCGAGCAAGUAACUCUCGUGCUCGACAUCAUCAGGUUUCACUGCAGCGAAUUUUCGGAUGCAGCAUUUCCUCGAAAAGCAACUAUGGAGCACGUCCUCCAUGUCAUAAGGCAUCAGCCGCGACUUAGCAAGGAAGCAUCAUCUGUUCUCAUCGACCUCGGAGAGGCUGUGCAGUCGAAUGCUACCCGCGAUGAGGUCGGUGUGCUCAUUGGCGGUACACUAUUGCAAGAGGUCUAUGUCAGGAAUGCUUGUCUACAAGCUAUCCAGCCAUUCGAUUUGACCGAUCUUGAUUGGUCUCCGCAACUUUGGAUAGCCUGCCAUGAUGACGACGAACAAAACGCUCGUCUCGCCAAUCACGUGUGGGAGGAUAACGGCUUAGAUGUGCCAGAAGACUUCCUUGACAAGCUUAUGGACUAUCUAGAGCACGACAACGCGUACGUUCGAACCAGCACGGCAUUGGCCAUUGCGGAGGCUGUGAUUUAUUGGCCUCGAAAGAGCGCACUGACCAUAGUUACUCUACAAGACUUCUACCGGGAGAAGGCUAAAAUACUCGCUCCCGAGUUCGAUGAAUAUGGCAUGGUUAUCGCUUCUAGCCUUGAUCGCUCCGAUCCAUGGACUACCCGGGUGGCAGUGGCCCUUGCAUUCGAGCACUCGGCUCAGUCAUUCACAGAGGACCAGAUUGAACCAUUCUUCGUAUUUUUGAUCAAGGACGAAGCAUUAGGUGACAGGUCACCGGACGUGCGCCGCGGCAUGCUUCGGGCUGGAACUGCCGUGAUCGACAUUCAUGGCUCAAAACGGCUUGCAGGACUACUCUCGACUUUUGAAGAACAUCUAGGUGGCCCAAGUCCCGCAAACGAAACUGGAGAUCAAAUCAAAGAAGCCGUUGUCAUUCUAUUCGGACGUGUCGCCAGGCAUCUCGAUGCCUCGGACACACGCAUUCCCAGCAUUGUCGACCGACUGGUCGAAGCUCUUAAGACUCCGGCAGAACAAGUCCAAAUAGCUGUUUCUGACUGUCUUGUCCCUUUAGUGAAGCUCAUGGGCCCGGGCGUACGCAAGCUCGUUGAUCACUUGUUUGAGGAGCUCUUCGAUGGAUCGAAAUAUGCUAGUCGACGGGGAGCUGCCUAUGGUCUUGCAGGUACUAUUAAGGGUUUGGGAGUAGGCGCCAUGAAAGAAUACGAUGUCAUCAACCGCCUCCGGACAGCUGCUGAGGACAAAAAGCGUUUCGAAACGCGUCAAGGUGCAAUGUUUGCAUUCGAAACUUUGUCGAAUACGCUCGGCCGACUAUUCGAGCCCUAUAUCACAUUUAUCCUCCCCAUUCUCCUGACCGCGUUCGGUGACACGACAGCAGACGUGCGCGAGGCUGCUCAGGAUGCAGCAAGGGUAAUCAUGGGCAAUAUGUCUGGAUAUGGCGUCAAGCUCAUUCUCCCUUCCUUAUUGUCUGGUUUGGACGAGAAACAGUGGAGGUCUAAAAAGGGUUCCAUUGAAUUGAUGGGCAUGAUGGCCUACUGCUCGCCCCGACAACUAUCACUAUCACUGCCCAUUGUCAUUCCACGCCUUACUGGCGUUCUGACGGAUACCCAUGCCCAAGUCAAAACUGCGGCCAACAAGAGUCUAAAGCAGUUUGGAGAAGUCAUCAACAACCCCGAGAUACAGGCGCUUGUUCCGACGCUACUAAAGGCGCUUGUGGAUCCUGCGAAGACGACAAAUGCUUUAUCAGCCCUCCUGAAAACAUCAUUUAUGCACUACAUCGAUCACUCCUCUCUGGCGCUGGUCAUACCCAUUAUCGAACGUGGAUUGCGGGAACGAGGGACGGAGGGCAAGAAGAGAGCCGCUCAAAUUGUUGGCAAUCUUGCAUCUUUGACGGACUCUAAAGAUUUCGUGCCUUACUUGUCUUCGCUCUUGCCGUUGGUGCACCUCGUUCUGGUUGAUCCCGUGCCGGAAGCACGCGCGACUGCUGCCAAAGCGCUCGGGACACUUGUUGAACGUCUCGGAGAAGCCCACUUCCCCGACGUUGUCCCCGGACUUUUGAGAACACUUAAGACCGACACCUCAGGUGUUGAUCGACAAGGUGCGGCUCAGGGUCUUAGUGAAGUGCUAUCCGGACUCGGCAUGGAACGACUUGAGGGCCUUCUCCCUGACAUUAUCGCCAAUGCGCAGUCCCCUCGGAGUACCGUCAGGGAAGGUUUCAUGUCUCUCCUCGUGUAUCUACCGGCUACCUUCGGCGCUCGAUUCCAACCACAUUUACCGAAAAUCAUAUCCCCCAUCUUAAGUGGACUGUCUGAUACGGAAGAAUACGUCCGGGAAGCCGCUAUGCGAGCAGGGCGGAUGAUUGUUACCAAUUACUCCACCAAGGCGAUCGACUUGCUCCUGCCUGAACUUGAGCAAGGCAUGUUCGAUGCUGGCUGGCGCAUUAGGCAAUCAUCAAUCACUCUUGUUGGAGAACUAUUAUUCAAGGUAUCAGGUAUUAGUGGAAAGGCUGAAGUUGAAGAGGAAGAGGAAGUGGCCGAAGUUGCAGUCGCAGAAUCUUCUCGCCGUGCGCUCACAGAUGUUCUUGGAGAGGAACGUCGUAACCGUAUUUUAUCGGCAUUAUAUCUUGCAAGACAAGAUGCAGUCAACGUUGUUCGUCAGUCUUCUGUUCACAUCUGGAAGGCGCUCGUGCACAACACACCCCGUACUGUACGCGAAAUUCUCCCGGAGCUUGUUAGUCAGUUGGUGAAACUGUACUCCAGCGAGGAGUUCGAACAGCAAGAGACUGCCACUCGUACCACGGCAGAGCUCAGCCGCAAGUCUGGCGAGAAGGUUCUGGGCGAAAUUUUCUCAAUUCUCCAUGCUAAGUCGCAUUCUCCUGAUAUUCGUACCCGCGAAGGUGUUUGCCUCAUGCUGUGCGAUGUAAUGGAGAGCACAUCCGAUGCACAACGUGAUGGCCAUGAAAACGAAAUCAUUAACAUGGUCCGUGCCUCUCUGGUGGAUGAUGACGCUAGUGUACGUUCGGCGGCCGCGAAGGCAUUUGAUGUACUUCAAGAACAUCUCGGCGCGAAAGCGAUUGACCAGACGAUCCCCACUUUGUUAGAGGCUUUACGCCAGCCUGGUGCAAGCUCAGACACCGCACUUCAAGCCUUGAGGGAGGUCAUGUCGGUCCGGGCGUCUACUGUGUUCCCUGUUCUCAUCCCAACCUUGAUUGCCACACCUAUGACGGUUUUCAAUGCCAGAGCUUUGGCGUCUCUUGUCACCGUUGCUGGUCAUGCCUUGAGCAAGCGCCUCAUUGUCAUCCUUGGAGCAUUAGUAAAGGUUUUGGAAGAAGAUCAAGACGAUGGACUACGGAGCGCUAUCGACGAGGCUGUGCGUGCACUUUUAGCCUCGAUAGAAGACCCGGAGGGUUUGAACACCUUGAUGUUGCUCCUUCUUGGGUGGGCCAAGAGUGAUGCGCCAAAACGGCGGAUUAGCUCCUGCAAUCUCUUUGCAGUGUUCUGCGAGGAAUCUGAGCUGGAUUCGUCAUUAUACCGUGUUGACUGGGUUCGACAGCUUGUUUCUCUCUUCGAUGACCAAGAGGUUUUAGUCCACACUGCGGCUUGGCAGGCAUUUGAUGUAUUCGUCAAGUCAGUGCCAAAGGAUGAGCUGGAGUCCCUCGUAGUCCCCUUGCGCAGGACGAUCGAGAGCACUGGCGCACCUGGCCGAUAUGGAGUCGCACCCGCCGUCCCUAUCAUUAUUGCUGGUCUCACGAAUGGCAGCAACGAACAACGCGAAAAUGCAGCAUACGCUAUCGGAGACUUGGUAGAACGGACGGAGGAGUCUGCUAUCAAACCUUUCGUGGUGCCAUUCACUGGGCCCCUCAUCCGUGUUGCAACACAAGCCACCACAUAUCCUCCUGGUGUGAAGACUGCCAUCCUCAGUGCACUGGCCUCGAUGCUCGAGAGAAUUCCCGGUCACGUUAAACCGUUCUUCCCUCAGCUUCAGCGCACAUUUGUCAAGGCAAUCAGCGACACGUCCUCUGCCGUCGUACGAACUCGUGCAGCAGAUGCUUUGGGUAUCCUCAUGCACAGCCAGCCAAGAGUUGAUCCUGUUGUUACGGAGCUUAUUGCUGGUGCGAGAUCCAGCGAGGAGGAGAUUGCUGCUAGCUUCGUUCUUGCAUUGUCGAACGUCGUGAAGAGUUCUUCUGCGCACGGUGGUAUUGGAGAUAAGGCUAGAGAAACCUGCAUUGAACUUGUCAAUGACGCAUUCCGGGAAACACACGAGGAUCAUUACGUUCAGGCAACAGCAACGUUGAUAGCCUCAUUGUCAGCAAACCCGCAAUCACUGAAGCCGAUUGUAAAUGCAUACUUGAUCUCUGGAACACCUCCAUCAGCCCUAGCAUCGCAUGCCAUCCUUGCUGUCCUAUCUCCCGAUUCGGACGACUACUUGGAGCCGGCAGCCACGCUGUUCGCAAAACUGGGGCUCUUACGCAGUGUAGCUCUGAAAGUCAAAGAAAACCUGCGAGAGAAGCCAGAGACAUAUUGA